This is a messenger RNA of Nyctereutes procyonoides (raccoon dog), 3231 nucleotides long. It is a transcript of the gene TGIF2, whose product is annotated as TGFB induced factor homeobox 2. Gene Ontology annotation, biological process: regulation of transcription by RNA polymerase II. The transcript has 3 exons. Gene Ontology annotation, molecular function: RNA polymerase II cis-regulatory region sequence-specific DNA binding; DNA-binding transcription factor activity, RNA polymerase II-specific. The record is from RefSeq and is a predicted model, not a curated record. NCBI's taxonomy places the organism in Eukaryota, Metazoa, Chordata, Mammalia, Carnivora, Canidae. Bases 291 to 1004 code for a protein of 237 amino acids.
CGCCCCGAGCGCAGGCCGACUCCCCGCCGCCCCGGGAGCCAUGUGCUCCGACUAGGUCUGGGCCGCGGGGGAGGCUGCGCGCUUUGUGUGAACUGCUGGGAAUGCGGCGUGAGUGCGCGGCCCGGGGGAGUGUCGGGAUGAGCUGGGGGAGUUGUCAGAAAGUUCGUGCGGGAGCGGCUGCAGGUCGGCGUCGAGGAGGGUGGAGGAGGGUGCACCGGGUGCCCUGUCGUGAGGGUGCUGCCACAGGCCAGUUGGGGCUUGCCCAAGGUCCAGCCUAGCCCCUAGACACCAUGUCAGACAGUGAUCUGGGUGAGGAUGAAGGCCUCCUGUCCCUGGCAGGCAAGAGGAAACGCAGAGGAAACCUGCCCAAAGAAUCAGUGAAGAUCCUCCGGGACUGGCUGUACUUGCACCGCUACAACGCCUACCCCUCAGAGCAGGAGAAGCUGAGCCUUUCUGGACAGACCAACCUGUCAGUGCUGCAGAUAUGCAACUGGUUCAUCAAUGCCCGGCGGCGGCUUCUCCCAGACAUGCUUCGGAAGGAUGGCAAAGACCCCAAUCAGUUCACCAUCUCCCGCCGAGGGGGUAAGGCCUCAGAUGUGGCCCUCCCCCGUGGUGGCAGCCCCUCGGUGCUGGCUGUGUCUGUACCAGCCCCCACCAAUGUGCUCUCCUUAUCUGUGUGCUCCAUGCCACUCCACUCAGGCCAGGGGGAAAAGCCAGCAGCCCCUUUUCCACAAGGGGAGCUGGAGCCCCCUAAGUCCCUGGUGACCCCUGGCAACACACUCACCCUACUGACCAGGGCUGAAGCCGGAAGCCCCACAGGUGGACUCUUUAAUACACCUCCGCCCACACCCCCGGAGCAGGACAAGGAGGACUUCAGUAGCUUCCAGCUGCUGGUGGAGGUGGCACUACAGAGGGCUGCUGAGAUGGAGCUUCAGAAGCAGCAGGACCCAUCGCCUCCCUUACUGCGCACUCCUAUCCCCUUAGUCUCUGAAAACCCCAAGUAGGCAUCUGCCAAAAGGGGUGCUCGAGGCUCGAGCCAGCUGUCCUGGGUUUCCGUUUUGGUUCCCUUUCAUACAGAGGGUUUUCUUUGGGUCACUGCCAAACAUCGGGGUCAUCGCCUCUGUCCAGAGGUCCUCAGCGGGAAGACACCAGUCAGUGUCACUGCACUGUGAUGGGGACCUCUCUGCUAACUGCCAUUUCUCCAGGCCUCAGUGAUGAGAUUGAGAUUGGAGACAGGCAUGGUGCUGCUGCUGCUUCUCCAGAGGAUCCCCAGGACACCUUUGUUCCAGCCUGCUUUCUGAGGCUGGGCACAGGAAACCUGCCACAUUCAGACCUAUGCCCCAGAGCUGGGCCUCUUUUUGUUAAGCCAAGUAUGGACAUUCCAAGUUCAUAAGUGUGAACAAAAGAGAAGAGGAACCCAGCAGAUGUAACAGAACUGACUCCAGUUCAAUGUUUAGGUUUUCACUAAACUUUGUGUUUAUUUUUCCCUUUUUUGCUGGGGUUUGCAUUAAUGGGAGUAGUUAGCCCAGGUGUGGGGAGUGAGAGUGUUGUGUAAUGAGAGUCUGAUGAACUGGGAAUUAUGCACCACUGCAACUGGUGAGUGUUUUACAAGGAAGGAGCAUUUUUAUUUUGGGGACCAGCUGAAUAUCUGCAAAAUUCCAAAUGGCUGUUUUAUUGUUGGUUUGAUUUACAAAAAGAAAGAAAGGAAAAAAAAAACUUUUAGGGCUUUGGCUUUUCUGCAUCAGGGACAGAAGGGAAUAAAGCCUUCUAAAGAAUAAAGAAGAGGGUCCAACACAGAAUCUGACCAAACCUUCUAAGCAAAAAGCAGAGAAGGAUGAUAAAACCAGAGGUGGUUUUUGGCUUGGUUUGUUUGUUUUGUUUUUUUAAUUCUUGUUUUUACUCUGUUUGGGGGUAUAGGGGAAGUAAGCUAGACCAAGGCAAUGGGUUUGGGUGUUUUGUUUUGUUUUGUUUUCUCUUUAAUGUUUUCCCUUCUUUAUCCUUGAAAGCUUGGCCCUGCAGCCUGAGUUUUGAAUUCCUUUAAGAACUUGGAUUAGUGGGGCCAGAAUAUCAAAAGCUGCCAGUAGCUCCUACUUGGAGAGAAGUGAGCCACCUACUGGUCAGGAAGCCCUUGUAGCUGACUCAGAUGGGCAGUUUUUCCCAGGACAAUGGCAAGAAGCACGGAACGUGCCUCCAGCUGCACAAGAGCCAUCCUCUAUGGAGGCUGGGGCUGGAAAUCGGUUAUGAAGCCUGUCCACUGUGUCUUUGUGUUGCACCUUUCUUUAAAUUGGAGUUGCGGAGGCCUCUGCCCUGAACUUCACAGUGAAACUGAUAACCAUUGGUCUUACUCUUCUCCCUCCUCCCCAUUUUUUAAUUUGCUGUCUCAUUGCUGACAGCAAUACACCCAUCUUUAUAUAUCCUAAGAAACACUAAUCCUAGGUUACUAUUAGCCAAAAUAUUUUUGUUCUAAAUAACAUUGUUACUGGGCCAAAAGACAGGUCAGGAGCCCCUAGCCUAUAGUUUCCUGAAGUUGUCAAGUCAGGCACAAGGGGGAAAUUCCUGGAAGUUGACUGACUUUUGGGUGGGCCUAGCCAGGAGAAAGGCAGCAACGUGUGUUCUGUCCUUUCUGGGAUGAUCCCUGAAGGCUUCAGGGAGGCUACCUGACUUCUCAGUGGCUUGACCUACCCACUGCUAGGGGAAUGGGGAUUAGCUAUUUAAGGAGAGGGAGCUUUGCUCUUUGUGAGUGGGCAAGUUUCUUACGCUCUCUCUUUUGCCACCCCACCCCAUCCUUGCAUGUCCCAGGGGGAUCAGGGAUCCUCACCCUCCUGAGGCCCAGCUGGGGAAGAAAGAACAUAGCAGCUUCAAGAUUACUUGAAGCUGUUUACCCAGCCUGUUCCACCCCCACCCAUGUCUGUGAGCCCAGGUCUGGUGUGACUGUUGGAAGAUGCUUGUAGCAAGGGACCCUGGAAGUAUACUGGGCUGGGGUAGGACUUCCUUUCCCGCAGUGCACUGAGCAGAGGUGGUGAGGGGUGAGGAGCCAUGCUGCUGAAUUCUGGUUGGCAUUCCCCCCUUGUGUAAGAUGGGGAGGCUGGGGGUGGGGCAGCCUCCGCUUGGUUUGGUUGUACAAUAAACCUGGAGGAGAAGCACAGUUAUCCCAUUGAAUUAUUUGAGCAAAAAACUACUGUAAAUAACUUUUGUUUUUGUCUUUCGUUAAAUAAAGUUGUUUUUGGUUUU